Periconia digitata is the source of this 906-nucleotide messenger RNA. NCBI's taxonomy places the organism in Eukaryota, Fungi, Ascomycota, Dothideomycetes, Pleosporales, Periconiaceae. The record is from the annotation of a GenBank genome assembly.
UCGGCUGCUCGCUAUCUAUCAACAUAAUUAAUGGAGAAUUAGUUUCGAGAUGUAACAUUCACACAGUCAUGGUACAAAUCACUGGACAGUGUCGGCGCGGGAAGACAAUAUUUCUCCCCAGUUUAAACUCUGUAGAGGAACAUAAUGAAUGCCGCCUACGGCUGUGCCGGUAAUUAAUACCUUCCAUCCUUCCAUCCGCAUCAAUCCACAUCCCUCUUUGGGUGUUUCUCUGGACACAUGAAAAAUGGCUGUCUGCUUCAACGACUCAAGAACAUGAUCAACUUUUUAGUGCUGCGGUACUAAACAGCACAAUUGUGAUGCUUGUCUCGUCGUCAGCUAUGCACUAUCGAAACGAAUCAUUUCAGCCCCCAACCUCGUAGAGUUGCCUCUGCUGACGGCUUACAAGACCGCGUUGCCGACUCAACUCAGGUCCCAUCCACUCAGGUGAUGCUGAUGGCUUGGAAAAUCGCGAACCGCGUUACCAACUUGAAUCAGAUCCUGUCUUGUGCUAACGGCUCAUAAAACCGUUUUGCCGACUCGACUCGGAUCUCGUCCUCUGCAGCACAAACAUGCUCCGAAAUCCAGUUCAGAGAACCAAGACUGAAUAACGAAUGAACAAUUAUAACCAAUGAACAUCGCGCCGGAAAUCCUUUGACCGCUACAGCAAGAACCGGAACGAACAUCCCGCAGCUGCUGAGCUUUGGCUAUCCACUUCAAAGUCUGCGACCACACGGCUCUAGUGAAUGAGAGUAUGUACGGGAAGAUGUUCUGUAUGGGUAUGCUCGCCUCAACGUGCUGAUAGAGCGUGUGAAUAUGCACUCGUGCUGGUGUCGCUGGCGAUCUACAAAAUUUGGGGGCCGCAAAACGUGUCGAGCAAGCUUUAUCUUCCAUCCCUCUAUAUAUAAC